AAGUGCAACGCUACGGCUUUUCUUUUUUCUUUUCACGGAAAAGAACGCAACCAAACGUUUCCUUUUGGUCCCAUAUUUAUCUACUGGUUACAUGGGGCUGCGUCUUUGUCCACGUAUUUCUCAUCAGUGGAUAAAUUGGUUAAUGGCAUGUGGCAGAAGAUCGGCUUCUGCUGACGCUUAAAUUCAAUUUUUUGACAAACUGCUUUGAGCUUAACUGCCUAAAAGCUUCAAUUUCAAGUAGCCGGGGAUGGCUUCUCUACUCUCUCCAACAGCUGCCACAAUUCAAUUGUAUCCUAAAAUUCUUUGCUUUUCCGCUUCGAAGCCUACCUUUACUUUCCAUCAUAAUCUACAGUCUUUCUCUAACCGUUUGAAAGAUAACCCAGGAAGAUGCAAUUGCAAUAGAUUUCUUGGUGAAAUCGCAGAUGAUUUAUUACAAAACACUCUUCACCUUGACCACAUCCCUGUCAUUCAAUCUGGGUUGGUGCAGUUCCAGAGCAUUACUGAGGAAUUAUCAGAGUUUCAAAAAUGGGGAUUCUUAAUUUUUGCUGGGUUGACAUGGAUUUACUUAACUGCAAGGCCAGGUGUUCUAGUAGGCGCUAUUGAUGCUUAUCUUCUGGCUCCUUUGCAACUGGGUUUGGCUAGUUUGAGUGGGAGGCGGGGUUUGAAGAGUAGUGAUUUUGUGCUUGGGAAUAAAUUGGGAGAAGGGUCUUUUGGCGUUGUGUACUCUGGGGUAUUUGUUCCAAACAAUGUUGCUGAAGAAAAGAGAACGAAGAGUAGGGGAAGAGAAAAAGCACUGGACUUGGAUGGGAGAUUCAAAGAAAAGGUUAUUCUGAAAAAGGUGAAAGUUGGAAUAAAAGGGGCCGAAGAAUUUGGUGAAGUUGAGGAGUGGUUUAAUUAUAGGAUGUCAAGAGCAGCACCUGAAACAUGUGCUAAGUUCCUCGGAAGUUUUGUUGCUGAGAAAACAAAUACACAGUUUACACAGGGUGUAAAAUGGCUUGUCUGGAAAUUUGAGGGCGAUCGAAAUCUUGCUGAUUACAUGAAAGAUCGGAACUUUCCUUUUAAUUUGGAGUCUGUAAUGUUUGGACGGGUCUUGCAAGGAGUAGAUUCUAUGGAACGAAAUGCAUUGAUCAUCAAGCAAAUAAUGCGCCAAAUUAUUACUUCACUUAGAAAGAUGCAUGACACGGGAAUUGUUCACCGGGAUGUAAAGCCAGCCAACUUGGUUGUGACAAAGAAAGGGCAGAUCAAGCUCAUAGAUUUUGGAGCAGCUACUGACCUUCGAAUAGGCAAGAACUAUGUACCAAAUAUUACUCUGCUGGACCCUGACUAUUGUCCACCUGAACUAUAUGUGCUCCCAGAGGAGACACCAGUUCCUCCCCCCGAGCCCAUUGCUGCUUUGCUUUCUCCAAUUCUGUGGCAGCUGAACAGUCCUGAUCUAUUUGAUAUGUAUUCUGCUGGAAUUGUACUCUUGCAAAUGGCGAUACCAACCUUAAGGUCUAUUGGAGGCUUAAAGAAUUUCAAUGCAGAAAUAAAGACAGUUGAAUAUGACUUGAAUCGAUGGAGGAAAUACACUCGAUUGAGACCUGAUUUAACAAUUCUUGACCUCGAUUCAGGUAGAGGGUGGGAUCUAGCUACAAAACUUAUAUCAGAAAGAGGCAACUCAUUCAGGGGCCGUUUAUCAGCUGCUGCUGCUCUGAGGCAUCCUUAUUUUUUGUUGGGUGGUGAUCAGGCAGCUGCAGUCCUUUCAAAGUUGACUUUAACUAAAUAGUAACCUGUAACUGGUGAUAACAGUCCCUAUUCUCCCCCUCUACUUUUCCUUUCAGCUUCCAUUUCUGCUUUACUCAUAAUUCUCAUAGGACUCUCUGCUAACUAUAUCAGGCCCACCGUAUAUCAUACUGAAGGUAACUGAUUGGUGUACUCCAAAUUCUCAAGCAUUACAUUGAAUUGGCAGUCUGUUAAACCCCGUUUCUCUGGACAUUUAUCAAGUGAUUUCUCUAUCAGGCAUCUAUGCAGUCACUAGCAUCAUUCAGUGUUGUCUUGUUUCAAGUAUUACCUUCCCACUGAAGAAUAAUUCAUUUUAUAGUUUUGCUGCUAUCCUAGGUUAUAGGAGCUUUUGGGUUUGCCUUCGAGGUAAUCUUGUCUUCAAAGCCUGACAGACUUCUCUUCGGACUUCUUAAACAAGUCAAGUUAUGAGCUAAAGCUACUGCUUCCUGUUUGACUGAAUGACAACAAUAUGGAAGAGGCCCAUUAAUAUGAAAGGCUAUAUGAGCUAAUUUGUUUAUGGCAGCACCUGAGUUGCCUGCAGAGAGCUCUGUUGCACUGGAUAUGGCUUUUGGAAAGGGGUCGCAAUUGAAGGUUACCAUUCAAUUCUUUGAUAAGAUCUCUCUGUAUGCUUUUUAGGGAAUCUAUAGUACCUUGCUCGAGUAACAAAGAACAAUUGAUUCGUUAUCCAAUUAUUUAUUAACAGCUAUAUAUUCUUUUU
This is a messenger RNA of Ricinus communis (castor bean), 2479 nucleotides long. RefSeq names its product serine/threonine-protein kinase STN8, chloroplastic. Gene Ontology annotation, biological process: protein phosphorylation. The transcript is spliced from 4 exons. The coding region runs from base 248 to 1765 and encodes 505 amino acids. The record is from RefSeq and is a predicted model, not a curated record. Lineage: Eukaryota; Viridiplantae; Streptophyta; Magnoliopsida; Malpighiales; Euphorbiaceae. Gene Ontology annotation, molecular function: protein kinase activity; ATP binding.